Messenger RNA from Solanum verrucosum, 386 nucleotides. RefSeq names its product probable steroid-binding protein 3. Gene Ontology annotation, cellular component: membrane; endomembrane system. The transcript has a single exon. The record is from RefSeq and is a predicted model, not a curated record. Bases 52 to 354 code for a protein of 100 amino acids. Lineage: Eukaryota; Viridiplantae; Streptophyta; Magnoliopsida; Solanales; Solanaceae.
UCACUUGCUACCCACCACAAGUAAAGCGAUACCAAAACUCAUUUAGAAAUCAUGGAGCUAACAGCCGAUGAGCUCAAGGCAUAUGACGGAUCAGAUCCAUCAAAGCCAAUUUACGUGGCAAUCAAAGGUCGAAUCUUCGAUGUGAGUGCCGGUAAUUCGUUCUAUGGUCCCGGUGGGCCUUACUGUAUGUUCGCCGGAAAAGAUGCAAGCAGAGCACUUGCAAAGAUGAGCAAGAACGAAGAAGAUGUUUCUCCAUCUCUUGAUGGGUUAUCUGAGAAAGAAAUGGGUGUUCUCAAUGAUUGGGAGACCAAAUUCGAAGCUAAGUAUUCAAUUGUUGGAACUGUGAUUUCUUAAUUACUUUUGGAUCUGGGAAUUAUGAAUAAAUA